UUUAUUUGCUGACUUUGACUACUAAGAGGAAGCUUCCUAUACUCGAUGAUGUCACGAACUGAUAUCAGUAUUACUUAUGCUCCAUUGGAGCGGAAGAGGGGGUACACAGACUUGGCAAAACAGUACGGACAAAUUGAUUUAGAGAAACCUAGCGGAUCUGAUGAAACAAAAAUUGAUCAAAAUACCACGAUAAAGGAAAAUACUUAUGACAUCAGCAAAAAAAGACGUCAUAGAUUACAUCGUAAGAAGCAAACAACUAAUUUAGGAGAAGGAGGAGAAGUAAUGACGUCAUCUGGGGACAAAGACGCAAAGUCAAAAAAUAUUACGUCAUAUUCAGAACAUCUCCACGAAGGGACACAUACUGCCUGCCAAAAGGACUCCGAAUUGUUUCAUUUCCAAGAAGUUGCUACAAACUGACUAUGUAGUCAACUACGGACGAAAGUUAUGAGAAAGGAAUAUAAAA
Molecule: messenger RNA, 463 nt
Organism: Styela clava
Lineage: Eukaryota; Metazoa; Chordata; Ascidiacea; Stolidobranchia; Styelidae
Source: RefSeq, a predicted model, not a curated record